This is a messenger RNA of Cutaneotrichosporon cavernicola, 552 nucleotides long. RefSeq lists its product as uncharacterized. The transcript is spliced from 3 exons. NCBI's taxonomy places the organism in Eukaryota, Fungi, Basidiomycota, Tremellomycetes, Trichosporonales, Trichosporonaceae. The record is from RefSeq and is a predicted model, not a curated record. Gene Ontology annotation, molecular function: sphingosine-1-phosphate phosphatase activity. The coding region runs from base 1 to 552 and encodes 183 amino acids.
AUGCAUCGGCCAUCCGAUUACCCAUCCACCCUUCUCUGGCUUCUGGACGAGACACAUGUAACCGUGACUGCAGCAACAGCCCUCGCGAUCCUGUGGACGCAAAGCGCGCAUUGCGCUUACUUUGCAGCUGGUGCCCUCGGGAGUACCGUCGUUACACGCAUAAUCAAGCGGGCGAUCCAACAACCGCGGCCUCCUCCGCCCCCGCCUAGCACUAAGCCUGCGCCAGUGCGUCCAAAGCGGACCUAUGGCAUGCCCUCAACCCACUCUACUGCCCUCGGCUUCUACUUUGCGUACAUGUGGCCUCUACUGCCCUUGAUCAGUAGCACCAUGUGGGGAGAGCGCGCAGCUGUGACGACUAUCACGGUGCUCACGCUCUGGAGCCGAGUCGAGCUGGGAUACCACACCGUGCCGCAGGUCGUGGUUGGCACGACGGUUGGCGUGAUCUGCGCUGCGGCGUGGAAGGUGUUGUGGGAGUCCAACCCCGCGAUCGAGAUGCAGCUGCAGUCAUUGAUGGACACUGUGCGCGACAGGGCCCUCUCGCUCUUCUUCUGA